CUCGUCCUUGUCAAACCUCACUGUGGUCAUUGCGAACCGCCUCGCCUGGCUGACAGGAGUAGUAACGGCAGAGCCCACAAUGGAGGAAGCCUGUCACUUAGAGUCACUGCAGCUCUAGAGCAUGUGAGAAACGUAUUUUAAAAGGCACCUUCAACAUUAGGACACAUUUCCAGUCAAGACAUUAGCUCAUGGUUAACAUUUGCAGUACGCUGUUACCGAGAAAAUAGACGCGAAUUAAACGGCGGGCUAACGGCUAGCUUACCUUACUUAACCUGGUAUUUGGCUAACUUAGAAAUAACUCCUGAAGAAACUGCUAACGGCUGGAAAUAACGCGCCAGUAGAGGGGAUAUCAAAACGUGACAGCUCUUGAUGCCGGUGUCGGCUUUAUAAGCUUCUAGCCUCCUGUACUCCCCACCAGCAUCACCGCUGCCACCAGCGGUUCAAUUCAUGAGCGUGCUUGGUUCAUAAUCCUCGGGGAUGGGGAGUGGAGUCCAGGAACAACGGGCAUCACUCACACAGGGUGAAGUGCUCCCACUGGCUUCCUCCAGUCAGUCAGAGGGGAUGAAACAGACUCGGUCUGUUAUCAACUCGCUCUUUUCGGGGGCUUUAGCAGGAGCUGUAGCCAAGACAGCUGUCGCCCCAUUGGACAGAACUAAAAUCAUCUUCCAAGUGUCUUCUGCAAGAUUCUCUGCCAAGGAAGCUUACAGGUUGAUCUACCGCACCUACCUGAUGGAGGGCUUCUUCAGUUUGUGGAGGGGAAACUCUGCCACCAUGGUGCGAGUCAUCCCGUACGCUGCCAUCCAGUUUUGCGCACACGAGCAGUACAAGGGCCUGCUGGGAGGCUACUAUGGCUUUCAGGGAAAUGCCCUACCUCCAGUCCCAAGGUUGCUGGCUGGGUCCAUGGCUGGUACCACUGCCGCCAUGAUGACAUAUCCUCUUGAUAUGGUGCGUGCGAGGAUGGCUGUAACGCCAAAGGAAAUGUACAGUAACAUUCUGCAUGUGUUUGUGCGGAUCUCUCGAGAAGAGGGCAUGAAAACACUGUAUCGAGGCUUUACUCCCACCAUACUGGGUGUUGCCCCCUAUGCUGGCCUCAGCUUCUUUACCUAUGAGACACUGAAGAAGUUGCAUGCAGAGCACAGCGGCCGCCAGCAGCCCUACUCAUACGAACGCCUGGCUUUUGGAGCCUGUGCAGGUCUCAUCGGCCAGUCUGCGUCUUACCCUCUGGAUGUAGUACGGCGGCGGAUGCAGACUGCGGGUGUCACAGGUCACACGUACCGCACCAUCCUGGGGACCAUGAGGGAGAUUGUGUCCGAGGAAGGGGUUAUCCGCGGACUCUACAAAGGUCUCAGUAUGAACUGGGUUAAAGGACCUAUUGCAGUGGGGAUUAGCUUCACCACCUUUGACCUCACUCAGAUUCUCUUGAAGAAGCUUCAUCAAAUGGGUUAUACUACUCCAUAAUAAUGACAAAGAGAGUUGAAAAUGGGGGUAGAGGGUUGAGUAGAUCCCUGUAAGCCCACUCUGGUGAGACAGAAGAGGAAGCAAGAGUGAAAAAUGGGUAUUGCUGGUUAAAAGCAAAUAGCACAGUGGCUCAGGAUGCGUGGGUAAUAAAAAUUUAUUCUCUCGCUUUGUCUGUGUGUAACAGAGGUAAGUUGGAUAGUACGCCUUGUUAUCAUGUACAUCUAAGUGCAAUAUCAUCAAUACGUUUGUGUGUACACAUGAAUUGUAAUGUUCCUACCCUCUCAGUACAUUUGUAAUCCAGAGAGUUAAAAGGUACACACACACAGCUGCCAUGUGUAUCAUUUUAAAUCUUUUACUUUCCAGUGCAAUGCUGGUUUCCACUCAUUUCCCAUGAGUUUUAAAAAAUGCAUUCAUUUAAUAAGAGUAAGAUAUGCCCUUGUUGAGAUUUGUUUUGAGGAAAUUUAUUUUAAGAAAAUGUACCAAAGGUUAUGACGUUAGUUAAUGCAAAUUAUAUGCCAUAAAUGGUGUUGUAGUAUGUUUAAGUGUGAUAGCAGCUUUGUAACUGCUAUCAAAUGGUUUGAUUUAGUUUGAGCUGAAAUAUUAAAAGCUCACAGUCUAGUGUUUUUUUCAGUGGCACUCCUGAAGAUUGAAUUCACAGUUUUAUUAGUUGUUUAGUUGUGUUUUAUGGUGGUGCCAACAAAAAAGAAUUACCAGUGCCCAUAGUGUUUUUUAGAAAGUUUUCAUCACAUAUCGAUUGUUUUUCACUUUAAUCAUGUCAUAGGCUUUAGAUUCAUAUCUGAAGUAUAAAUACAGAUACUACAGUUACUCCAGCUAAACUAUUGGGGCCUUUUCACUGCUGGAACCACUUCCCCUAAGAACUAGGAACAUUUGGGAGGCUGUUUUGGAUGUUUGUUUUUUUCUUUCUAAUAAGCUCUGAAACAUCAAUGGAAAAGAGAGUAUUGUAGAAACACAGACAAGUAACAAUAUGAAGGAACCUUGUAGUUCUUUGGGAAAAAGUUCCUGGGACUCCAGCGUCUCAGUUUUAGUGGAAAUAUGCUUAUUGGUUCUCAGCCCUAAGUAACGCACAUCAAGUAGUUAGGUCAUCCCCCAAAUGUGAGAUGUUACACACUGAUAUUUAGAAAGAACAGCUAAACAUGUACACAGCCCUCUUUGUGACGUUUACAGUGUCUCAUUGUUGCUGACACAGUCUGAGAGGUGUUGCUUUUACAUAUGUCAUUUAUCUGUGGUGGUGUUUUUAAAAAGUACAGUAUAUCAAGAGGCAUUUUUAUAUCUUCACCCUCAUAUGUGUCGCUGAUGUUGGACACACACAAAGUACACACAUUACACAAAUGUGUCUUCCAUUUGCUGCCAGCGUGACAGCUGUGCAGUCUGUCUCUUCGCUGCCAUUCCCGGCUGUUUUGUUUUUGAAAACAUGACUUGACACUAGACUGUGACAUGUCACUGGAAUGACUUUAAAUCUCCUGGUUAGGGAGGAGGACUCAGUGUAGAGCUUUUAGCAGUAUUUGCUAACUUGACUGGAAAUAUGCAAACACAUAGUGAAGAGAUCAUUUGAGUUCUGUUACAAAGAUAAUUUAGUUCUCAGUAUUGUACUUUACCUCAGCACACAAUCACGUGUUUUUCUAAUCGUCACAUAUCAAUUAGAAGUGUUAAUGUAGAGUUGUGGCAGCAGAUGGGACUUGGAGCUUGUUUGAAUGAUGCAGAUGAACAUUUUGACAGUACUGAUGCAGGCUCAUAGAAACUGAGCAGUGUCAAUAGUUUCUAUACUUGGACCUUACAUACCAAGGCAGAACGGCUGAGCUGGGUGAGCAGAUGAGUAGAGCCAAGCGGAGCAGAGGGCAUGAGGUGUCAUCUGUAACAGGAAUAAGAAGCAAGGCUUGUGACUGAAACUCAGCAGUGAAUUUGAAAGAUUUAUAUUUUUAAAUAUGUACAAUUGUUUAAUUGAUGGGCAGCACGGUGGUUAGCACUGUUGCCGCACAGCAAGA
Maylandia zebra (zebra mbuna) is the source of this 3461-nucleotide messenger RNA. RefSeq names its product solute carrier family 25 member 42 (gene slc25a42). The record is from RefSeq and is a predicted model, not a curated record. Gene Ontology annotation, biological process: transmembrane transport. Gene Ontology annotation, cellular component: mitochondrial inner membrane. Lineage: Eukaryota; Metazoa; Chordata; Actinopteri; Cichliformes; Cichlidae.